Vicugna pacos (alpaca) is the source of this 2610-nucleotide messenger RNA. It is a transcript of the gene MINPP1, whose product is annotated as multiple inositol-polyphosphate phosphatase 1. The record is from RefSeq and is a predicted model, not a curated record. NCBI's taxonomy places the organism in Eukaryota, Metazoa, Chordata, Mammalia, Artiodactyla, Camelidae. Gene Ontology annotation, molecular function: inositol phosphate phosphatase activity; acid phosphatase activity.
GCGGGCCGCAUCUCACCAUGCUCCGCGGCCCCGACCGCCUCCUCAGGGUCACCGCAGCACCCGUCGCGGCCCUGGCUGUGGCGCUGGUCUCGUCGCUCUCUCGCUGCUCCCUCCUGGAGCCGGAGGACCCUGUGGUGUCGGCGCUCAGCCCCUACUUCGGCACCAAGACUCGCUACGAGGAUGCCAACCCUGGGCUGCUGCCGAACCCAGAGGCGCCGCGGCGGGAUCCCGAGCUGCUGGAGGAGACCUGCACUCCCGUGCAGCUGGUCGCCCUCAUCCGCCACGGCACCCGCUACCCUACGGCCAAACAAAUCCGCAAGCUGCGGCAGCUGCACGGGCUGCUGCAGGCCCGCGGGCGGGAUGACGGAACCUGCGCUGCGGGCGGUCGCAGCCUGUGCGCCGCGUUGGCCAAUUGGCCGCUGUGGUACGCGGACUGGAUGGACGGGCAGCUAGUGGAGAAGGGGCGGCAGGACAUGAGACAGCUGGCGCUGCGCAUGGCCUCCCUUUUCCCGGCCCUCUUCAGCCGCGAGAACUACGGCCGUCUGCAGCUAGUCACCAGCUCCAAGCACCGCUGCGUGGACAGCGGCGCUGCCUUCCUGCAGGGGCUGUGGCAGCACUACCACCCGGGGGUGCCGCCGCCCGACGUCGCAGACAUGGAGUGUGGGCCUCCAAGAAUUAAUGAUAAACUAAUGAGGUUCUUUGAUUAUUGUGAGAAGUUUUUAACUCAAGUAGAAAAGAAUGCUACGGCUCUUUAUCAUGUAGAAGCCUUCAAAACUGGACCAGAAAUGCAGAACAUUUUAAACAAAGUUGCAGCUACUUUACAAGUGCCAGUCAACAAUUUAAGUGCAGAUUUAAUUCAGGUAGCUUUUUUCACCUGUUCAUUUGACCUGGCAAUUAAAGGUGUUAAAUCUCCUUGGUGUGAUGUUUUUGACAUAGACGAUGCAAAGGUUUUAGAGUAUUUAAAUGAUCUGAAACAGUAUUGGAAAAGAGGAUAUGGAUAUACUAUUAAUAGUCGAUCCAGCUGCACCUUGUUUCAGGAUAUCUUUCAGCACUUGGACAAAGCAAUUGAACAGAAAAAAAGUUCUCAACCAGUUUCCUCUCCAGUCAUCCUUCAGUUUGGUCAUGCAGAGACCCUUCUUCCACUGCUUUCUCUUAUGGGCUACUUCAAAGACAAGGAGCCCCUAACAGCUUAUAAUUACAAGGAGCAAAUGCAUAGGAAGUUCCGAAGUGGUCACAUUGUACCCUAUGCCUCAAACCUAAUAUUUGUGCUUUACCAUUGUAAAAAUGCUAAGACUCCUAAAGAAGAAUUCCGAGUGCAGAUGUUGUUAAAUGAAAAAGUGUUACCCUUGGCUCACUCACAACAAACUGUUUCUUUAUAUGAAGAUCUGAAGAACUACUACAAGGAUAUCCUUCAGAGUUGUCAUACCAGUGAAGAAUGUGACGUACCAAAGGUGAACACAUCUGAUGAGCUAUGAGUAACUGGAAAACAUUUUAGAUUCAUCAGGAAUCUAUAGGGAGUGAUUACAUGCUUAGAAUAAUAGAUGGACAAUCCCUGGCUACAGAAAGCUUUAACAUUUCUUGGGUAUUUCUGUCUUUUUAAAGAAAAGCGUUGUUUCUUUUUAGUCUGGACAUGGAUGUGUAAGAAAGGAUUCUUCGCUGGAGCCACUCUCUUAAAGGAAAAAAAUUUGUUCAGAGAAAUAACUGGCAUUGCAAACGUUUACAGAAAUUAAAUUCCUCCUAUUUAUGUAAGAAAUCUCACACUGAGAUGGAAUAUGAUUUCAAAAUGAUACUAGAAAGUUUUGGAGUAACAAAAUAUUAUGUCAGUUGGAUGAUCUAUAACUUGAUUGGACUAAGUCUAGGAACUUUACCAGUUGUGCUGCAGUUCCUUUCUUUUUCCCCUGGUAGCACAGUUCAAGUAUUGUCUUUCUUAAUCAGAAAUACUGUGAUUCACUCGGAGUAUCACUUUGGAAGAAAGCUAACAUCUCUCUAGUUGAGAAUUUGAAACAAUAUUAAGAAACAGAGUCUGAUUUAAAAGAACAUCUUCACUGAAAGAAAACAAAAACACCGAUCUUAUUAUACUUUUGUCAGUAGUAUUUAUAAAGUAUUUGAACAAUGUUUCAAUAAUUCCUUUUAACCUCCUAGUAAGUCUUGCAAGGCCAUUCUUCAUUCAUUCUUAUCAUACCUGUUUUACAUAUAUAACAAUGGAAGGAAAAGAAGACCAUUAGUAACAAGAGAGAAGAACAGAAUCAAAGUUUCUUAAAUCCAUUGCUUAGCAAUUUUUUUAUUCUGUCAUUUUGCUUCAAUUUUUUAUAUUUUGCUAUUAUGUGAAAUACAUCUUUUGGUGGCUUAAUUUCUUUCUUGUUCUUUCUUUAAAAAAAAAAAAGACUUCAUCCUGGUGGGCUUAGUUUCACAGAUAUGAACCCAUUUCAAAGAAAUAGCUCUGAGUUCUGUCAAAUGCCAUGAAAAUGUUUGCCAUGAAAAUGUUUGCCAUGAAAAUAAACAGAAUUCUUGAGAUUUUUACUACCAGGUCUUUUCUGCUCUCUGUGUUAAAAUACAAUCAGUAAUUGAUGGUAAAAGGUUAGAAUUUCAAGUAGCUUUGACUAAAUCACC